This is a messenger RNA of Styela clava, 3039 nucleotides long. RefSeq lists its product as uncharacterized. Gene Ontology annotation, molecular function: protein binding. The record is from RefSeq and is a predicted model, not a curated record. NCBI's taxonomy places the organism in Eukaryota, Metazoa, Chordata, Ascidiacea, Stolidobranchia, Styelidae.
AUGUCAGUUAUUGCUCAUUCAAGUUUUGUUUCUGGAAUGCACGAACCAAACACAAGCUAUACGCGUUAUGUAGAAGGUGAAUCAGAUCAUGAUCCUACCAUUGUGCAGCACCAUGUACAUCAUCACCAAACUACAUAUUAUCAGGGACCUGUAUAUCAAGGAAAAUUUCAGGGUGAUGUCGUUCAGUCAAAAACGGAAUUGAGAGACUCCAACGUUGGAUCAAUCGGAGGUUCUCCUCAUGUUGGAAUGCCAUGGGAGGGUUAUGAUUCGGACUCGCCAGGUUCCUCAACUCGCUACUACCAGCGUUAUCAGCGAAAUAAUAGAAGACAUGGAAGAGCAGCAAGACGCGAAGGGUGUGCGCGACGCUUUUAUCGAGAAACCAGACGCUGCCAUGAACAGCAGUGUGGAAGUAGACGUGUUGAACAGACCAAUACGUGGAAUAGUGAACAAACAACACCGAAAGCCAUCUGUUCUGGAAGUGACUCAGAAACGAUUCCAAAAUCAAUAUGUGGAAGAAGCUCGUCGUCCAUGUCUUGUUCAAGUAGGAGCAAUAAAAGGCAUUCUGACCAUGAUGAUGCAUCAGUGACAGCUUUGAAAACACCUUAUGAAGGCAGCAAUUCAGGAGCAUUAUCUAGUUGGAGAAAUCGCCCUGUUUGCCGGCGAAGUGAGGUUCAUCCCUCGUUCACCAGUCCGAAAAAAAUAAAUAAUCAUGAAAACGAACAAUCGUCAACCGACACUGAAUCGAGCAAUGUUUUCCAAAUCCAUCUUGAUAGUUUUACCUUUACCGAUUCGGGAAGUGACUCUGAAAAUGCAGAAUCUACGAACAACAGAUCAAGGCGGCGGGUUCGAAGAAGAACUAACCCAAAGAAAAUUGUCAACAGCAGAUGUGGGGGACAAAGUUGCUGUUCGAAUCGUCCUUCAACACAUGUUCCGUUAAAAAAGUUCGACAUUGAAUCCCAAACAAGUCCGACACUGAAGCGGGAGAGAAUGAUACAAACUUCCGUAGAAAUUUUGUACGACACUGAAGCUCAAACAGAUAGCGCCUGCACGAGAGAUAGGAAAUCUCAGACAAGUUUAAAAACAACUGACAGUGAUACGCAAACCUGUAAAGAAGUUGUUUUAAAACGAAAAUUGUGUAAACAAGAUUCGGCACUUUCAGACAACUCAACGCAGACAUCCAUUAAAUUGAGUUUUGAGAAGGACAUUCAGACUGUACAGAAUUUGAGAUUAAGUAACCAUACCCAAACUACGAUAAAGUCUGUUUCAACAAUGGAGAUUCAAACUGAAUCGGGAUUCGCAGCAACCAAAUCAACACAGACAGAUGUAAGCACCAAACUCGGAGAUACUGAACGAAAUGUUGCUCCAUGCAUCGACAAAUCCCUUCAAGAGUCUUUUUACAUUCUAUCCCAAAACGACGAGGAAUCGACUUCGGCAAAGGAAUUCAUCAAACGAUAUAAAGAAGAAGAAAUAACUAUAUCACCAGCGAUGAAACAAAAAUUCCUUAAUAUGUUACCGCUGAUUCUCAUAGUUUGGAAAAUUAUUUGGAACAAAUUGGCGAUAUCUUCUUUUCAACGAUGCCACAAGGAUACGGAAAACGGAGCUUGGGCAAAGAUGAGUUACAUCCUGGCCUCUUUACGUUUAAAAGAUUUAGAAAGUCACAAAGGUUUGCUACCUUACGUAUCAAAAUUGAGUGAUGUCAUGAUAAUGGGAAAAGAAUUAACAAACAACAACAAAUUUUUUCACGCUACAGUUGCAUUUUACGCCGCUGCCAAACUGCAGGAAGUUAGUGGCAACGGGGACAAAGCAAUAUGUGGAAUAAGAGAAUGCGUUCAUGGCUUGAGACUAAUUUCAAAAUCAUUAAUCAGAUAUACACAAUCGAAGAAUAUUGUCCGAAAUCACUUAAUCCCGUUUAUGUAUGAUAUGAUUGAGUUUCAGAAACCAAUACCAGGUUCGACUCAUAAAGUUCGUAUCGAAAUGGAAGCGUGUUCCCUCUUCUGUACAGCCCUCGCGUAUUAUUUUUGUGGCGAUCACGAACACUAUGUCUCAGUAAACGAAAAUGCGAUUGAUUUGAUGAAACGAGAAUUUGGGGAAGAAGUUCUUGGACAUCACGUUUACGGACUUUGUUAUCUGAACGUUGGGGUCGGAUACGAGAGAAUGGAAAAGUUCAAGGAAGCAGUGGAACGAUAUAGAAAAGCGCUUGAAAUUUAUCGAACUGCCCUCGAUUGGGGGAGCAAGAAAGAGAAAGAAAAAAUUAUAGUUUUGACAACGAAUGAUCUUGAAAUUGCCAAGAAAAAAGUCGACAGAGUGGCAUGAAAGAAAUUGUCAGUACCAUACAAUGCCUAUCGCAGUAUCAAAACGAUCACAUGCCUAGAAGAACUUCAAUGUCGAUGAGAAGUUUCUAUUAAAGUGAUUUCAAGAAGAUGCAAAAUGGGACUGGGAUGGGAACUUAACUACUUUAACUAUGAAUAAGAAUAACAUAAUCUCUUUCCACGAAAUAGCAGGUGUAUUCGUUAGCUUUCGUGAGAUGAAGGUCUAACUUCUUCAGACCAAACAACUAAGACCUAACGAAGGAUAACCUCCAUGCACUUGCUAUUUUGAGGACAAAAAUUAUUUUAUUCUUAUUCAUCACUUUGAUACACUAGAUCAAGUUUCUUUGUAGCUGCGGUUACAUACGGAUCCGAAAUAGGAAGUAGACAAGGAGAAAGGACCUGCAUUUCAAUAUAUAUAUAUAUAUAUAUAAUAUCCUAUUUCUUCCUAUUACUUUUGAAAGUUAGCAAUGUGUACUUGAAUUUUGCAUUGCGUUUUUAAUAUUUAGUUUAGCUAGUUUACUUGAGGGUUGAAGUCUGGCUCAUAACACAGUCGCUCAGCCAUAGUGUGGGUUAUUAUUGCGAAAUCGCGCUAUGUUACUUUAGGUCAGGAUAGCGUAGCCGUAACACAUCCAAAUGCGAGGUAUGGCAUGACUUUUUCUCGUUACAGGCAUUUGUGAAUGAUUUACAAAACGUACGGGCCUGUAUAGUUCCGCAUCGACGACUUGUUAGG